ACAAAGUAAACAGAAGAACAGAGAUUAGAAGGUGUACAAUGUUGUUCCAUAAAGGCAGCGCCAUCUCAUCUCUCAAUUCUCAACUCUGAAGGAUCAUGUCACCCGUGUGGUCAGACUUGAAAAAACUGAAGUAAUAUUCAAAGAUUAUUCCAGAAGAUCUGUAGGACAUUUAAAUAGAGCCACCCCAACUCCAAAACAACACCACUCACCUCUCCUUCUACCUCGUCACAACACCACCAACAUAGUUUGUCUCCCUUUCCAAAUUUUCUGUGUUCUCAUAAAACAUUUCUUGUCAUAAAUUAAUCAUGGGAACUCUGGUGGGACAUGUAGCUCCAGGUUUUGGUUUCAUGUUGAUAGGUUUGUGGCACCUCUUCAACCACAUCAAGCUCCACGCCCUUAACCCAAAGUCUUACAAAGGUCCAUCAUGGUUCCCAUCUUCCAAGUUUAGAUACCUAGAGUUGGUGCUCAUCAUGGUAGGCUGCACAGCCUCCGUUUCAAUGGAACUCUUCAUUGGCCCGGAUCGCCACCAACCUCUUGAUCCAGAUGGAACCAUUCCCUCCAACCAUCUCCACAACUUCGAGCACUCUUCCAUCUCCAUCACCUUCUUCCUCUACGCAGCUUCUUCCAUCAUCCUCGACCGUGCCCAAGCCCCGGCUCAAUUCGUACUCACCCAGUUUCUUGGGGCCGUAGCAUUUGCCCAACAACUCCUUCUCUUCCACCUCCAUUCCGCCGACCACAUGGGCCCAGAAGGCCAAUACCAUCUUUUGUUACAGCUUUUGGUCUUUGUUUCACUCUCCACCACAAUCAUUGGAAUCGGGUUCCCUGAAAGUUUCAUCGUCAACUUCGUUCGCUCCGUCAGCAUUUUCUUCCAGGGGCUGUGGUUAAUUGUGAUGGGCUUCAUGCUUUGGACACCUUCACUCAUACCCAAAGGCUGUUACAUGAACGACGAGGAGGGUCACAUGGUGGUUAGAUGCUCUUCCCACGAGGCACUUCACCGCGCCAACUCGCUCGUAAACAUCGAGUUCAGUUGGUUCAUCAUUGGUGUCACCGUUUUUGCGGUUUCCUUGUACUUGGUUUUGGUCAAGGUUUAUGGGGAGAAGGUGCAGUAUUUUUCCCUUGGGAACGAGGAUGAAGAAUCAAACUACGACGUUGAAUCCCAAAAGAGCGGCGCCAUUGACAACAACAGCAAAAGCUUUAUUCACGUCAGCAAAAUCUUUCCUCAAAAUCAUAUGGAAAGGUAGAUAGAUAGAUAUAACGAGAGUGAUGAAAUGAAAGUUCGUUAAUUUGUGA
Messenger RNA from Vigna angularis (adzuki bean), 1290 nucleotides. RefSeq lists its product as uncharacterized. The record is from RefSeq and is a predicted model, not a curated record. The coding region runs from base 306 to 1241 and encodes 311 amino acids. Lineage: Eukaryota; Viridiplantae; Streptophyta; Magnoliopsida; Fabales; Fabaceae. The transcript has a single exon.